CAAAACGUAAUCAAAUCUUUAAAUUCCAGUAGUCUCUACUUAAUGUUGGUAUGCUCUCUAGAAUCCAUUUUAAUACUCGGAAAGUCGUGAAUCUGAGCAGGUGCGUGAAGGCAGCACACACCUGAGACUCAUUAGGACUCUGACAUUUCCAACCAAGCCUGACUUUGAUAAACACGACAUGCUUUCCUUUUCUGGAGUUACAAAAAAAAUGAACUCCCUACAGUUUUCGUUCAUCUUUUUCAUACUGGUGCCUCAUUCUAUAUCGUUUGGACGUUGCGACGAUAUUACUUUCUCAAUAUGCUGGAUGAGCAAGGACAAUGCCCUGGAAAGGCAUAAUGGAAACCUAUGGCUCAAUGAUACGGCACUAAAAUCCAUAAGAAAGGUGGGUAAGGUCACCUCCCUGACGGUGUCCCCAGCUGUAGAAAACAAGCUAACACUUCAGCAUGGAGGCUCUGUUCAGGCGUGGUCUUUCAGAAUCACCCCACGUACAAGGUUCACUAAAAUCAGAGGCCUGCAGAAACCCAGAGAACAACAAACAAGUGCCACUAAGAGCUUCCUUGAUAUGAUGAGUCCCACUGAGAUUUUUGCAUGUGAGAAUAGCACAAUAUACUUCCACCAGGAUGACAACUUCUUCCUUGCAAUUGGCCACACUAUGCGUCUCCCUGUCAAGCUCGAGUCCAGGACUUCUUCCAUGUUGCUAGUCUCCUGGGUCCCAGCAGUCAGCAGCAGCCACACUGUGACCCUUUACUCCAAUACACUGGGCUCCUAUAACAUGCUCAGCAUGGACACUACCACCAACACCCUCUACCACUUCACAGCUUUGGACUCCUGCAGCUCUUAUGUGGCCUGUGUGGAGACUGCAGGCGCUCACUCCUUCACCUGCCUUUCUACUAUCACCGACCCAGACAUUCCCAAGGACUUUGAGGUGACGUCAUGGAACAGCAGCAGCAUAUCGCUGGCCUGGGACUGCCCCGAGAACCGCAAGUUCUCCUUCUUCCUCCUUACCGCCUUCUACCUCAAUGGUGCUGACCACAUCACAGAGGAGGUGCUGAUGUGGCACAAGGAGGACAACUUUGUAUUCACCUUGUCUGACCUGGAACCCUGCAGCAGAGUGAAGUUUGGCCUGCAGACGGUUUGCCAGGCUGGGAAAGAGACCCGGUACAGCAAGAUGGUACUGAAUGAUGGAAACUCCGCUCACUCCAAAAUCGAGGCCUUGCGUCAGUCAUCGUUUGGCCACGACAACUACACCCUGAGCUGGGAGGUGCAGAACUCUUCAUCCAUCUCCAUGUUUAGAGUCUACCACGAGGGGGCACUACAGGGCACUACACUCACCACCAACUUCACUGUGAAGGGGCUGCUGCCAUGCCAAGGGUACCAGGCCAAGGUGCAGGCGCUGUGUGGAGACAGUGUGCUCAUGAGUGUCAAGACAGUCGCAGCACACACAGGACCUGUUGGUGUGUCUGAGCUCAGGUAUCGAUCUAACGACUCCACGGCCCUUUGGAUACCACGCACCAAGCACCAGCCAGCUGUGGCCUUUUUAUAUGAGCUGUCUCUGGAGAACGGCACCACUAUCCAGAGCAGCCGCUUGAGUGACACAGAGCUGCGUCUCCCGGGUCUGGAGGAAGGGAAGACCUACGUCCUCGACGUGUGGGAGGAAUGUGAUGGACAGUGGGAGUCUGAACGCUCUCACGUAUGUUUUGAGGGAUCUAAUUCAUCCUUAGAAUUCCUUGUGAGGGCUGCUGGACCUGCUCUGGACCAAGAAGUGCUUGUAGAUUUUUCCAUGGGUCUCACAAUGGUCGUGCCCUGGUCACUGCCUGAGGAUCUGCAGGACGACGUGUCAGAACCAAGGGUUAAAAUGGGGGAGAUUUUCAAAGAUAAGCUGCAGGAGCUGUUGAAAGACUUUGAUCAGCCAGCCCGUGUUAAGCUGGCCACCUUUGAACCUGCAGAUGAGCAGGACAAAACGGACAUUCUUUUUAUGUCUUUUGAUGCCACCAAAACUGAAGAAGAUGUGCCUCUGCCUAUUGAAGAUCAGCUGGAUUACAUCCGCUCCCUUAAUUCAAGCAACAUAACUGUAACAGAUGGGAUCAUUCACUGGGAAGGUCCAGAUCUGUGUGCUUCCCCCAAGCGAACUUUGUGUCCACAUAAUUCUCUGUGCAUCAACACUCUGGGCUCCUACACCUGUGUGUGCCAACAUGGCUACUAUGACGUGAGCUCAGUUAUUAAGCCUCCAGCAACAUCACAUCCAGUCUGCAAUGAAAAAGGCCUUUUCAGCCAGUGUCUGGAUAAACUGGUGACUGGUGGAAUAGCAAAACCCUACUUGAUUUCUCACAUCGGGGGAAAGGUUGAUGUGAGGCUAAAUGAUGGGCAGUGCACUGUGGAUGAGACAGAGAUGUUCUACUACUUCCAAACAUCACGUAAAGCCUCUGAAUGUGGAACUGAGAGGCAGGUGAACAAAACCCACAUCGUAUUCCAAAACACUCUGACUGUGACCUUGACCAGAGAACAAACCAUCAGCCGAAGGGAUCUAAAAGUUGUUUGGAAAUGUGUCUACCCACGCCAUUAUAUUCGCAACGCUCAAGUCAGUGUGGAUACGGAGUGGCUCUCCUCUGUCUCCCUGAUAGAGUUCAACUCCUCACUGCAGCUCGGCCUGACCAUGACCAUGUACACAGAUGAGUCCUACACCUACAGCUACAGGGACGCCAUCGCCAUGGGGCCGGAGGACACCUUAUUCUUCCAGGUGGCUCUGCAGACCAACAACUCAUUUGCUUCAGACAUGCUCCUGCAGGUGGACUCAUGCUGGGCCACUGAGCGCACCGACCCACAGGACACUGUCCAGGGUGUUCUUCUGCAGGAUAGCUGUGCUGUUGACAACACCUUCCACUGGCUCUCUGCUAACGGCCUGGCUCAGAGAAGCAGAUUUUCCAUUCAGAUGUUCACCAUGCCCAAAAGGCUGCCCCUCUACAUUCACUGCCUGGCAAACAUAUGUGGACAUAAAGACAACUGCACAAAGAAUUGCACCAGCCAGCAGCGCGCCAAGAGAUCAGUGACCCGGAUGAAUAGAGGGAGGAAACGAGCUGCUGUUGUGUCUGCUGGACCUCUGGUGGUCAACAAGAGGGUGCUGCCAGGUGUUGAACCAUCUUACUGGGCAGAGCAUGUGACAAUGAUCUCCAUCGUGGCCGGAUCAAUCGGGUUUUUGGCACUAACUGUACUCUCCAUGAGUGCAACCAAAGCAAUCCUGACUUAUUAUGAGCAACUACGGCUGCAAUAAAGUGUUUAGUACACCUUCCAUCUA
This is a messenger RNA of Centropristis striata (black sea bass), 3292 nucleotides long. RefSeq lists its product as uncharacterized. The transcript is spliced from 19 exons. Gene Ontology annotation, cellular component: cell surface; apical plasma membrane. The coding region runs from base 179 to 3268 and encodes 1029 amino acids. The record is from RefSeq and is a predicted model, not a curated record. NCBI's taxonomy places the organism in Eukaryota, Metazoa, Chordata, Actinopteri, Perciformes, Serranidae. Gene Ontology annotation, molecular function: protein binding; calcium ion binding. Gene Ontology annotation, biological process: neutrophil migration.